CUAUGCCGUGUCCCGCGUGUGGGAAAAGGCAUUAAGCCAUUAACUAACCCCCCGAAACGGAAACCCAAAAACCCGUUUUAAAAGCCUCUUGCUUCCACUCUGGUUCCCUCCCCCUCGAUCUCCACCUAAGAUAGAUCCACCAACCACAGUACCUCAACCCAAGAUUCUCGAACCUUCUCAGAUCCAAGUUCGUUAAUCCCACUUUCUUUGUCUCACUCAUUUUCCUUCUCAUUCUUAGUCGCUUCUUUUCCCUAACGAAUUGCUGACCUUUCACUUACUCGCAAGCAAUACGGUGCCGUAUCAUAGCUAACAGCGAAAUUCAGUCAACAAAACCCUAAUUAGUUGUUUUUUCUAUUUUGUUUGAGGUUUUAGGGAAGAAGAAAGAGGGGAAAAGAAUGGGUGAGAAGAAUAAGGUAGUUGGAGAAGGUGAGAAGAAGACAGAGGAAAGUGUUGGUGCCACUGCUGUUGUUGGUGAAGGAGAGGAGGAAAAGAAUACGAAGAAGAAGAAGAGUAAGAAGCAGGGGUUAAUUUCUCGAAUUUGGAACGGGAUUUUCAGAAGACAUAGCGAUGAUUUCGAGAAGAGGCUGCAGUAUAUUUCCAAAGAGGAAGCUGCGGUUAUGGCCAGGGUCAAUCGGAGAAACCGGUCGUGGCGGAGAACUUCGCGCCAGAUCAUCAUAAUUUCUGUUAUAUUUGAGGCCGUUGCUGUAGGUUUCGCAAUCAUGACAACUAGAUCAAUGGAUAUGAAUUGGAAGAUGAGAGCAAUCCGAGUUUUGCCAAUGUUUCUUCUGCCUGCCUUGUCAUCUGCUGUUUAUUCAACGUAUGUCAGCUUCAUAAGGAUGCGUGAUCGCAAGGACCAGAAAAUUCUUGUAAAGCUUCGGGCUGAAAGGCAGGCAAAAAUUGAUGAGCUCAAAGAAAAGACAAAUUAUUACAUUACUCAACAACUCAUUCAGAGAUAUGACACAGAUCCAGCAGCAAAGGCAGCUGCUGCAACUGUUUUGGCAUCCAAGUUGGGUGCAGAUUCUGGCUUGAAAGUAUACGUGGGAGAUGAAUCUAACUCUGCUGCUCCAACAGGGCAGAGCAUUGAUGCUGAGCCUGCAAGGUCUAGUGGACUUAGAAAUCGGAAAACAGUGCAUUCUAGAUCCAUUAGUUCUGGGACAUCUACUCCAAAUGUUCCUGAUCAACAACUAGUUGGUGCUGCCGGAACUGAUCAAACUCAUACUUCUGAGCACAAUCAGCUUGUAGUUGUUGAACAUCACCAACCUCAAAGUUCAACAUCACAAGAUGGGUGGAUUGCUAGAAUCGCAGCAUUGCUUGUAGGUGAGGAUCCAACACAGUCAUAUGCGCUCAUAUGCGGUAACUGCCAUAUGCAUAAUGGUCUUGCUCGGAAGGAGGAUUUCCCAUUUAUUACUUACUAUUGCCCACACUGUCGCGCCUUAAACAAACCAAAGCAAUCAGAUGAGCGUGUCUCUAGUGGUAACUCCCCAAAUAUGAGGUUUCCAAACACAGAUGAUGGUGAAGCAGUAAUUAAAACUGUUAGUGCUUCUGCUGCUGACAGCAUAAUCAAAAGCAAUAAUCCCUUAGAUACUGCUACCCCUGAGAUUGAAGAAGUAUCCGAAGUGGCUAGUUCAGGGGAGAAAAAUAGUUAAGGGCAGCCUCAUUUAGUCAUGGCCUGUUGUUGCGAGCUGUCUUGCCCCCCUUAUCUCGGGAAGCUGACCAACUAUGAGUAUGUUCGGUUGGGGUGCUAAAAUGAGGAGUGAUUUUUCAUAAACGAGUUUGAUGUGUAAAAUUAUGCACGAAGCUCAUUCAUGAAUUUGUUACUCAAUUUUUACCCUCCAACCAAAUAUAAAGGAAGCAAGUAUGGAUAUUGUUUCCCUUGUUGGUUCUGUAAUAGGAAUAGUGUUGAUAUUAUACUGAGAAUUGUGAAACUGUGAUUUAUAAUUUAUAGAUUACAUGUCUCAA
Molecule: messenger RNA, 1959 nt
Organism: Arachis duranensis
Lineage: Eukaryota; Viridiplantae; Streptophyta; Magnoliopsida; Fabales; Fabaceae
Exons: 5
Coding region: 396-1646 (416 amino acids)
Biological process (GO): endoplasmic reticulum tubular network organization
Cellular component (GO): endoplasmic reticulum tubular network
Source: RefSeq, a predicted model, not a curated record